GAACAUAAUAUUGUGAUAGUAAACAUAUAUAAAACUUCUUCGCUAAAGUUGUAGUUCAGUUCGUGUUAGAAAAAGAAUAAAUGGAAUUCAGCAUGAAUCGUCUGGUGGUGUUCGCAGCCUGCUUGGUCUUAGUAUCCGGCGCAGCGGUGGAGAACAGGAACUCAGUGAAAUUGACAGUUUUCUAUGAGAGUUACUGUCCAGAUUGCAUCGAGUUUAUCACCACACAGCUGAUGAGCACUUGGGAAUAUUUCAAGCAACACUUGCAAUUAGACUUGGUACCUUUUGGAAACGCUGAGCAAACUUACGACCAUGGCCACUUCAAAUUCACGUGCCAACACGGGCCCAAGGAGUGUGUGGGCAACAUCCUGCACUCCUGCGCCAUCCAUGAGGCUUGCGGUAACAAAGGAACAUUCCAUUGUCCCGUGCACAAGCUGAAGAUGCCUAUGAACUACAUCAACUGUGUGGUCCAACAGCAAGACCAACAGGCAGCUAGCGAUAAGUGUGCGACUGACGCUGGCCUGACUCCGGACGUAAUCAACAAAUGCGCCAACAGCAAACUGGGUGAAGUACUUGAGAGUCGAUAUGGCAACGAGACAAAAGCCUUCAGACCCAAAGUCAAUUAUGUAGCUUUCAUAGCCGUUAAUAACACACCGCUAACUCUAACCUUGUACUAUGAGAGUUAUUGUGACGACUGCAUACGAUUCCUGGAGAACCAACUGUCCAUAGCUUGGCAGCUGUUCAAGGAUGACUUACGAUUGGAUAUGGUACCUUUUGGAAAAGCUAAGAAAUUAAAUUUACGAGAUGGAGGAUCAGAGUGCGCUUGUCAGCACGGGCCCAAAGAGUGCCUUGGCAACAAGCUGCACGCAUGCGCCAUCUUGCAGGCGUGUGGCGAAUCAGGAACGCUGCGAUGUGCACCAGACCAGUUGAGUCACGUGAUCAAUUACAUUUUGUGCGUCGAAAAGACUCCGAAUCAACAUAAAGCCACACACCAGUGCGCAGAAUCCCAGAGCCUCGACCCUACCGCUAUAAUCCAGUGUGCUACAAGUCAUCUAGGAGACGAGUUACACAGUCACUAUGGCAACCGAACCAGAAGCUUCAGUCUUAAGGGAAUGAUCGACUUUGUACCUACCGUGGUGCUCGAUGGGGAGGAAGAGAGUUUGGCUGUGUACGACCUGGUGUGGGAGAUUUGUAAACUUCGCCCAAGAUUGUGCACUGCGGAUGCGGGUGCCCGUAACUCUCUGGACGAAGUUAUACCUCGUUAUUGCUCAGAUCGAGACAAACAUAUUUUACUAUAUGAGCAUGGGUCUCUGAUGUUUAGUUCCCCAUCUGUCUGUCUUGUUGCUCCUCUGUUCGACGUUCUGAGAAUGAAGAUGAAAAUACUUCCUGUGUUUGCAGUCAGUUUGAUCUUGAACUCAGCUGCUGGGAUUGAAGAGAAUCCACUAAAGGUGACCCUGUUCUACGAAAGUUACUGUCCAGACUGUAUUCAGUACAUAGAGAGCCAGUUGUCAGUCGCUUGGGAAAGAUGGAGCAGCAAAAUCCUAGUAGAUAUGGUGCCUUUUGGUAAUGCCAAGCAACACUGGGAUCAUGGGCGUGUCAAGUUCGAGUGUCAGCACGGACCCAAGGAGUGCACUGGCAACAAGCUACACGCAUGCGCCAUACAGCAGGCGUGUGGCGAGUCAGGAACUGCGGGCUGUACGCCGCAACAGCUUAGUCACGUGAUCAACUAUGUCAUGUGUGUAGAGAAAGAUCCGGACCAGCGGGGAGCAAGUGAUCGGUGCGCUACACAAGAGGGACUACAACCUGGUGGAGUCAGGAAGUGUGCACUGAACGCCAAAGGUGAUACACUUCUCAGUUUUUACGGCAAUCGCACAUCGGCCUUUCGACCGAAGAUUCAUUACGUACCAACUGUAGCUAUAAAUGGGAAACACGAUAAAGCAGCUGAGGAAGACCUGAUAGGCGAAAUCUGCAAGCUGAGGCCGAUACUGUGUAAAACGGCUGACACAGAGACCAACCUCGUCCUCAGCUGAGAUAGAUGAUUACUGUGCACUCAUUUCUGUAUUCA
This is a messenger RNA of Homalodisca vitripennis (glassy-winged sharpshooter), 2062 nucleotides long. RefSeq lists its product as uncharacterized. Bases 81 to 2027 code for a protein of 648 amino acids. Lineage: Eukaryota; Metazoa; Arthropoda; Insecta; Hemiptera; Cicadellidae. Gene Ontology annotation, molecular function: oxidoreductase activity, acting on a sulfur group of donors, disulfide as acceptor. The record is from RefSeq and is a predicted model, not a curated record. The transcript has 16 exons.